Messenger RNA from Heterocephalus glaber (naked mole-rat), 2339 nucleotides. It is a transcript of the gene Slc35f2, whose product is annotated as solute carrier family 35 member F2. Gene Ontology annotation, molecular function: transmembrane transporter activity. Lineage: Eukaryota; Metazoa; Chordata; Mammalia; Rodentia; Bathyergidae. Gene Ontology annotation, cellular component: membrane. Gene Ontology annotation, biological process: transmembrane transport. The record is from RefSeq and is a predicted model, not a curated record.
AUGGAGGCCGAGUCCUCGUCCGGCCCCGGGGGCCCGCAGCCCGGUGCGCUGCAGCCCGCGCGCGCACUCGGGAGCCUGCUGCUCAAGAUCCGAGGCAAAGUCUUCACCUGGCAUAUUUUGAAAACAAUUGCUCUGGGACAGAUGUUGUCCUUGUGUAUUUGUGGGACAGCUAUCACCAGCCAGUAUUUGGCAGAAAAGUACAAGGUGAACACCCCUAUGUUUCAGAGCUUUCUCAACUAUUGCUUACUGUUCCUGAUUUACACAGUGAUGCUGGCUUUUCAAUCAGGCAGUGAUAACCUUUUAGACAUCUUGAGGAGGAAAUGGUGGAAGUACAUCCUACUGGGACUAGCAGAUGUGGAAGCAAAUUACCUGAUUGUCAAAGCGUACCAGUACACAACUCUAACCAGUGUCCAGCUUUUGGAUUGUUUUGGGAUUCCUGUGUUGAUGGCUCUCUCAUGGUUUAUUCUUCGUGCAAGAUACAGGGUGAUCCACUUCAUCGCUGUGUGUGUCUGUCUGUUGGGCGUAGGAACCAUGGUUGGCGCAGACAUAUUAGCAGGGAGGGAAGACAAUUCAGGGAGUGAUGUACUGAUUGGUGAUAUCUUGGUCCUGCUUGGGGCAUCCCUCUAUGCUGUUUCUAAUGUAUGUGAAGAAUACAUUGUGAAGAAACUGAGCAGACUGGAAUUUUUAGGAAUGCUGGGCUUAUUUGGAACAAUUAUCAGUGGCAUACAGCUAUUGGUUGUGGAAUAUAAGGAUAUGGCCAGCAUUCACUGGAACUGGAAAAUUGCCCUGCUAUUUAUGGCAUUUGUCUUCUGUAUGUUUUGCCUGUAUACCUUCAUGCCAGUGGUGAUUAAAGUCACUAGUGCGACUUCUGUGAACCUGGGCAUCCUGACAGCUGACCUCUACAGCCUUUUCUUUGGACUCUUUCUGUUUAGCUAUAAGUUUUCAGUACUCUACAUCCUGAGCUUCACCGUCAUCAUGGUGGGAUUUAUCUUGUACUGCUCCACCCCAACGCGCACAGCAGAGCCAGCAGAAAGCAGCGUGCCCCAGCUCACCAGCAUUGGGAUCGACAACCUGGGACUGAAGCUUGAGGAGAGCAGUCUCCCGGAGAUCCAGUCUGCGGCCCUGUAGCUGGAGGAUCUGGCACAAGCCUGCGCACAACCAGUGGAAAAUGAGCCUGGCGGAGGCUGAGGGGACACUUGGGGAAACGACUGGACACGGAGUAGACACUAUAGCAUUGGAUGCAUCCAGUGGUUAGAUUUCAGAAAGGAACAUUGAACAAUGUACCCGAAGUAGAAAUACCAAAAUAAAGCAGAACCGAGGCUAGGAUUAUGUUUCUGUGUGCUGAGGGGGCUCCACAUUGGGGGUUCAGAGGCACACAGCAGAAAGCAGGAUGGGGAAAUAUACCCAUGAAGGGGGAAGCCUCCGAGCAGGGCCUGAAAGCAGGCAGUCCAGGCUGUGCUAGAUGGUCAGGAGUAGGGAUUGACCAGUGUGGUUCUGGAGAACAUUUCCUCUGUUGUGAGCUUUGGGUUUUUGUCCCUCCAACGCAGUCAUUGUCCACAGGUCUUGUGGCCUUAAUAACAGUGAGGCCUGGUCACUGAUAGCACAUGGCAGGGAAAAUGGGGGUGGUGCACCUGAGAAUUCUUGGGAUGGAAGAGUGACUACAGUACUGUGGAAAUAUUGAAUGGAGUGAUGCUGCCUAGGAACCCUCUCCCAGUUGUCUUGCUCUCUUCUUUUUCUCCUCCUCCUUUUCUUUUUAAAAAUACUUCUCCAUCACUCCCUGCUCCCGCCAGCCUCAUUCAGUCCAUCAUUCCAGGUACAUCGCAAACUCUGCUCUCAAAGUCUGGACUCUUCCACAUUUUCAGCCCCACACCAUAUUCUCCAAGAUUUCUUCAGACCUGAGUAAAUAUGUAGAUGCCAUCCUUUUUAAAAAGUUCUCACGACUCUCAGGUUUAUUCCUGUUGAUCUCAUUAAUUUUCAGCUCAGAAAACUAAGUCUUACUGCAGAUUAUCACAUCAUGGAGAAAGCUUUAUUCUAGAACUGGUAAAAAGAAACAAAACCCCCAAAUUAACAAUUUAUCAGAGAGGAGUUGCCCCACAGCACUGGAAGUCCCCAGUUGUUAAAAGAGGACACGACACUACUUCUUACCAAAUGUUUAUAAUGCCACGAUAUUUCUCCAGUACAAAGUAUUUACAUGUAGCUAAAGUAUUAACAUGUAUAGUAUGAACCACCAGAAUGCCAUUUUGGAAAACUCAACUUUGUAUAUAAAUUUUUUGUGAAAGUAUAGUAAAUUAUAUGUGUUCAUAUGAUUAAAAGACUUUUCGUUCAUGGGAAUACAGUCA